GGGGGGUUAGCGAUGAUGAACCCCCCCCACCCCCGGCCUUUUGGAGAGGAAUGGGUCGCACUUCAAGGCCGGGGGAUUCGUUCCGGAGGGGGGGAAGGAAGGGCGUCGAGGGGAGACCCCGGCCCAGCCGCCCCCUCCUUCCCUAGCGCCGCAGACAGCGCCUUUUAUGAGCGGGACGUGCCUCGGCCACCGCGGGAGGGGGCGGGGGAGAGGGGGCGGCAGGAGGAAGCCCCGCCUCCGCAGGGAAGGGACGCCCCGUCGGGGCUGGCCCCUCCCCCUUCUCCUCUACACGUGGCCAGUUGCUCUGCAGAUGCGGAGGGUCCUUCUCCUCGGAAGGGAGUCUUGGCUUGGGGGGGAGCCGCUUUGGGAGGAGAGAGAGUGCCGUCGAACAAGGUCGCCGCUUGCAAGAUGGCUGGUGGUAAAAAUAAACUUUCAGGUUCCAAAAACAGAAAGAGAAAACUUGAGAAAGAAGAAAGCAUAAAGAAGUUGACGACUCCAAUCGGAACUUUUUUCCGACCUAGUACAUCUUCUGCAACCAGGGACAUAGAAGAAAUACCUUCCAGAGACUUAGAACUUACCGCACCUAUUGCAGAAGCCUCGACUCACAGCACACCUGCACUUGCAACUGAGUCUCCCUCGAUGUCUGAUAUUCCCCCGGAAGCGACGUUUCAUGAAGAUGCAAUGGAGGAUCCUUCUUUGUGGCCUCAACUGGUCCCGGAGAAGUUAAGAUUGAUUUUAAUAGAUCAAGGGCCAGUUCAGAUAAACAAUCAGCUCACCCUACAGAUGGUAAUAAUAAUAGGGCAUUUUCAGACACUUGUUACACAAAAAAGUUAAAGAACAACGAAACCGUUAAUAGAGACUGGCUUUUGUACUCCAGAUCUAGCGAUUCCGUAUUCUGCUUUUAUUGUCAACUUUUCAACAAUAAUGUCACUGCUUUUAAUGGUGAGUCAGGUUUCAAAGACAAGGCAUUUAUCUGGAAAUAUAGAAACACAUGAAAAGAGUGCGGGUCAUCUCUUGUCCAUAAAAAAACCCCCAAGAUCUGAAAAACAACAUAUUGAAAGGGGAAAGUAGAUUCUGUAAAUCCAGCUGAAAGUCACACAAGGCCCUGGUCUCUUGUGACAGAGCGUUCCACCAAGUCAGGGCCAGUGCUGAAAAGGCCCUGGCCCUAGUUGAGACCAAUCUA
This is a messenger RNA of Podarcis muralis (Common wall lizard), 1183 nucleotides long. RefSeq names its product zinc finger MYM-type protein 5-like. Lineage: Eukaryota; Metazoa; Chordata; Lepidosauria; Squamata; Lacertidae. The record is from RefSeq and is a predicted model, not a curated record.